Molecule: messenger RNA, 987 nt
Organism: Necator americanus (New World hookworm)
Lineage: Eukaryota; Metazoa; Nematoda; Chromadorea; Rhabditida; Ancylostomatidae
Exons: 10
Coding region: 1-987 (328 amino acids)
Biological process (GO): iron-sulfur cluster assembly
Cellular component (GO): nucleus; cytoplasm; mitochondrion
Molecular function (GO): histone H2A acetyltransferase activity; protein N-terminal-serine acetyltransferase activity; 2 iron, 2 sulfur cluster binding
Source: RefSeq, a predicted model, not a curated record
AUGUCAAAACUGGCCGGUGCGACGGCAAAAGUGGUCAAAGGUGUUACGAAGCUAAAACCAACCAGAGUUGCACUGACGCUUACUCCUGACGCAGUAAAACAGGUGCGAUAUCUUCUUGAAAAUCAGAAGGAUGCUAAAGCGCUUAAGAUAGGCGUUCGAACGAAAGGUUGUAAUGGACUCACAUAUACGUUAGACUAUGCGAAGGAGAAGGCGAAGUUCGAUGAAGAAGUUGUUCAGGAUGGGGUCCGUAUCUGGAUUGAUCCGAAGGCUCAGCUUGGUCUGCUGGGCACUGAAAUGGACUACAUCACCGAUCGACUGAGUUCCGAGUUCGUCUUCCGAAAUCCAAACAUCAAGGGCACAUGCGGUUGCGGAGAAUCUUUCAAUAUGGCACCAAGCGAAACGUCAAAAAAGAACGUGAAGAAGGCGUCCAAAAUGUCGAAUCCUGUGGAGAAACUUCAGUGCUUGCCUGCACACGAAGAUCGAAAAACUCUGGAUGGAGAAGUUAUUGCCUUCGAAGCCUUCUGGGCAACCCAUCUUUCUAGUGAACAAACAGCAUGGGUAUUCGAUCUUUUCAAGGAAAACAUGUAUGAAUUAUACUCAAUGUCACAAUGGGGGUGGGAUCCUGAGUCCAAGAAACAAGAACUUGGCGCAACAACUGCCAGGUUUAUCAUUGCUAGAAAUGCACUGGGCGAAAAUAUUGGCUACACGCAUUAUCGAUUUGAUAUGGAUCAUAACUGCCCAGUGUUGUACUGCUAUGAAAUCCAAGUUCAAAACAAAUAUCAGAAAAAGGGUGUAGGGACUCUCCUUAUGCAAACACUGGAAACACUUGCAGAAAAGACCGGUAUGGAAAAAGUGAUGGCCACUGUGUUUGCUUUCAACGAGAAGUCGCUUGGAUUCUUUCAUAAACUGGGGUAUGAGACUGACGUCACUUGUCCAGAUGAGAACCAAGGACGAGAUUACCUAAUUUUGAGUAAAACGAUCAGUUGA